Molecule: messenger RNA, 5232 nt
Organism: Varroa destructor (honeybee mite)
Lineage: Eukaryota; Metazoa; Arthropoda; Arachnida; Mesostigmata; Varroidae
Molecular function (GO): growth factor activity
Source: RefSeq, a predicted model, not a curated record
CGAUCGAGCCAGCCUCACUUUUCUGAGUGGCUGCCAUUCUUCAUCGUGUGUUGGUGAUUGGUGUUGAUUAGAGUGAUUGGAUUGCCUGAUUUUUGGUGGGAUUUUUUCAUAUUAUUUCCUUUUUGUCAACUACCUAAUUAUUAUCUCGUCACCUGAUGCGUGCUAAUCUUCCCAUCUCUACGAUGUGUGUAUGCGUGCGUAUGUAGCUGCGAGUGCGUAUACAAUAACAGGUGGCGCUUAACGGCCAGCAAAUAAACCAUUUGACCUGAAGUUGAAAUAACUCGAAGCGUCUACACGGCGAACCCUGUUCAACUUCUCAAGUCUCGGCCUAAUCUGAGCUCAUAUGUUCCUGUUGUAUCUCGAUGUCGCAAGUCUCGGCAAGAGUCUCUAAUGGAGCAAAGAUCAUCACCAUUUCGUUCGUCAUCCUGGAUCCGCAUAAAUUAGCCUGCAUCGGUCCGGCUUAAUCAUUGUCAAUGUAUACGUAUACAUUGUAUUCUCACAGUUUUUCUUGGUUCUGAGUAAGGAGUAGACAGAGGGUCAAGGGAGAAGGUCAUCGCUGUCUACCCUCUCGAGGUGGUUUUUACCUUUACCUCAAACGUAGGUCAGCCUUAAUCUCUAUGCCAGCAUAGGAUGCCGACGAACCCGCUCCGCUGUGCUGCAUUUGCUGCGGGAGUGCUCACAGUUUGCGCCGGAAAUGGCUAAAUGGAGGGCCAUUGGGAAGAUAUUCACAGCGAAAACCACCAUCACCACCUCGAAGAAUCCGUCGUCACGAUCGCACUCGCUCUGAAGCACUGCAGCCAACCAGGACUAGAGACGAAACAAGGUGGUUCCAACGACGACGAAUUAGAAGACCGUACGUCUUUUCGGGUUUCACCAUCGCCUCGACAACAAACAGCGCUCGUACAUCAGAGGACGUCCUGCAAGAGAAGCCUACUUUUUUGGUUAUUAACGCUGGUGAUUUUGGCGGUAACGUGUUGUAGUUCUGCCAUUUACGGCGCCUUGUUGAAACAGGGCGGCGAAGAGUCGGAAACGGGGUCAACUUUAUACCGGCGUCUGCUCAGAAACCCGUCGGAAGUUGUAUCCGAACCACGAAGCCACAACCGUCGGAUCAUCGCGGCUGCCGGUGACUACGGGCAUAAUCAAAAACAAAAACUACGAGUUCCUAGUGACGGUCCUCAGCGUCAGAACCCUAUGGCCGCCACCGAGGGCGACGAUAUGUGGUACUUACAGCGUCUUGAAGCUGAAUUAUUACCCGGAGUGGCGAGUGGAACAAGGGUGGGUGUCGGCAGAGCUGGAGCCGAGACCGAAAUCGCCGCAGAAAUCAGUGCUGACUCGAAAGUCAACGUCUCCGCCAAGAGACGUCAACGUCUGACAUCUGACACUGACGUCGAUGUAACUAAGCAAUCAGAGCACCCAAAAGCGUCAUCGCUUGUGGCGUUCUCCAGCCGCCGAAAUUGGCAUCGCACGCGUCUUGUCGCGGCGACAAUAACUACAACGGAAGCAGCACUCACGUUGAUACGAAGGCAGUCCAAAAAAACCGGUACGUCUCGAAUCCGAAAAACAAGUACAACAAACGCAACCCUAACGGCGAGAGGGAUAGCGCCGUUAAGCAGAAAUGCAGCAAUCGUCACUACAGAAAGGAGCGACACUUCAACGCCUGUAGCAUUUACCACUGUGGAUCCGCUAACGACUUUCUUCAUAUCAAGAGUUCUGGAAGAAGCGUUCAAUGAUCCGAAAGUGACGAAUAGAAGACCAGAGACUGUUGUUGCUGCUGAAAGGACGAGCAGCAGCCCAAACGUAAAAAACGCACAAUUUGUUCCAAUUACAAAAAGCCAAAGGCGGUCGCCGCAGGCGGCGAUCGACCACAACACGAAGCGUAAAUGCAAACGGAAGCAUCGAGUUCGGUCGCUACCGAACGUGGGUCACAAUCGGCGAGGACGGUUGAGGAAUAUGUGUUCCAUGGGACUCGUUUGCAUUGGACGCAAGCAUAGUAACGUCACUGCACCGUCUAAGGGAUGCCAAAACGAAUUUGAUCAACUGAAUAUACGGGCCUUGGCUAUGGACAGUGAAUCAAAAUUCACUAUUGUGUCACUCCAGGGAUUACACUCAAAAAGGGCAUUGUGCUUUAACCGUCAAGGAGCACUUGUUGCAAGGAGACUCGGACCAAAAGUUCCUCCUUUGUGCCAAUUUAUAGAGGAGCCAAGUUCCGACCACCGGCUGAGGUAUCGGUCACGGAAGAUCGAACCCUGGCGUCUUUCCUUCGAUUUUGACGGAAACCCGAGAUCAUACUGCCCGCUGAAGUAUAGCAAAUGCACACAUGACCUACGUCCGAUCAGAAAUCAUCGCCACUGCACGAAGUUCGCAUUCGUGCAAUGGAAACCGCCUAUGUCGGGCCUGACCGAUAAGCAAAUGCUGGAUAUCCUGCACAAAGCGCACCCCGAUCAGGGAAUCAAGACAAAUUAUCAUGACCAGUCGUGAUGAAAAUAGAAGACCUACAGCAUCCGUUUUAUAAUGUAUAUUUAUUCACCGUGUCCUCGUCUGAUGAUGAGGACCUGCUGCCAAUGAGCGAGUGCGCAUAAUGAUCUGUAAUUUAUUUAUUUAGCGAGAAAACAGAAUUACUAGGAUUAAUCAACGAGUGAUAGAGUAUCAAUGGAAGAGAAAAAGGGGAGGCCAACGUAUGCAAGACGAAAUCAGAGCAACGUAAUGUGAGCGCUCUAAAUUGUAAUCGAUUUAAACGAUAUUAAUUAUAACAGAACAAUAUUACACAAAACGAUAUGUACCUUAGAACUUCUUCUGAGAGAAGUUGUCCGGCACAAUUUAAGAAAAUACUUGUUCGGCGUGUAAGGCCACACGGCAUCGUAACUUUCUAAGUCCCCCUAAAAUCUGUUUGCCUCACAGCGUGGCCACUACACCGACAAAAAGCCUUGUAUGCACGCCUUCAACAAGGGACGAAUGAGCCUACUGGUUUAAAAUUGCAGGCCGGGGCAUAUCAGUACACUUUUCUGAUAUGUAGAUUAUAUUAGUACAAAACAACAAUUACCAUUUUGGCCGCUUGUCAAGAGACAUUUUAUUUUGCAGGAAAAAAUCAUUGACAAAGCAAUUAUGCUCGUCUGAGGGGUAUAUGGGGCGACGGUGUUGGGAAAUGCCAGCCGCUGCGUGCUGGGGCUAGUCAUUCGGCGACAAACAACUCAUUGUUUGUUUGGCCGUACGCUUUUUUAAGGGAGAGACUAACCGAACAGCCUGCCAACGUAGUCAAUGUCACGACAGCAUUGUCACUAGGACAAAUCAGAGGAAAGACAGGAAACACAAAAAAGAAUGGGACAAAGUACGCAAAAAUUAAGAUACAGAAGUAUAUUAUGAAUUAGCACCAAAUAAAAUACAAAAAUAUGAUGAACAUUAAGAUAUUAAAAGUGUAUAUGGUAGAACAGGGCGAAGUACGCCCUUUCCUCUUCCGAGAAUCUCGUGUCCGAAGAAAACGUUUCCGAUCUCGCCCACCCUGUGGAUCAGGGGAGUGGAGUUACAUUGAACAUAAGCGUCAAUGGGAUCAUCAUUCAUCCAUCUUACUGAAAUUCGUAUUAUUAUUAUUAUUAUUAUUAGUAUUACCCUUAAGAUCUGUUAUGAAAAAGAACCAAUUUAUUAUACCAAGCCACACAUUAAUUAUUGUCAUGAAAUACACUUGUUCCUCACCACAACUCUGGCAAAAAGGGGAAAAGAGCAAGGUGUGUGAUGUAAGACUUAUAUGUGUGUUCAUGUGUUUUCAGCAACGAUAAAAAGAAUCGAACGACUGUUAAGAGUACAUCUGUAAAAAGAGUAUAACUGUUUAUCUCCCCGUCAAAUUAUAUUCAAAUUGACGUGGUGCAUGGCCGUUCACAAAGAUGGAACCAAUUAUAUCUCGGACUCUCUCACCUUCUUAGCGGUACAAAAAAAAUCUAUCUCGUCACCUAAAUUUCGCUGCUCUUUCCACCCUACCUUUCCAGACGGUAGAGUUGAUUAAGAACGCUUGAAGGUGGCUGAGGUUUAUAAGGGAAAUGGCAAAUACAUUUCCAGCAUCACUUCGAUCAUUACUUUCAUAUCACUAUUAUUAUUAUUUCUAUUGUUGGUUUUUAAGGCAUCGUUCUCGCACCCAGGACAUCAUUCCAAGCAUUAGUUAUUAAUAAAUAAUGUAUUAUUGCCAAAACAGGGGCAAGCUAGACAAAUUGAAGAAAUCGAUUUUCUACGCUGUUUUAUUUCACGCGAGAGACACAUAUGCAGAAGAUACAUUUAUACUACUAUAGAUUCUGCUGUCGAUGAAAACUUAUGCUUAUAUAUAUAUAUAUACAGCAUCUUUAUUCGUAUGUAAACCGCAUAUACAGCAUCAUACUACAGUAAUAAUAAAAAGAAGAAUCAAGAAAAACGAUAAGCUGAAGCCGAACGCGAACAAACGACAACUUUGGGAAGAGAUAAUCGAAAUAAAGAUUUACUCUAUUGCCUUAUCAGUUCCCCCCGCUGUAAUCAGUGAAUUAAUGCCUGGAACGUCAUGAAGCACCGUAAUGUGGAAAUAGGCAUUUUUCAACGAACUAGUUUAGUUUAUAGCCUAUAGAUAGGCAUGAUAUAUGUGCGGUAUCUUUAUAAUCGAUUAGCUGAUUGUCUGUGCGAUAAAAAAAAACUCGACUGAAGUGUAUGGUUUGCAGUAUGCUAGAGUGUAGAAAUGGCAAGAAGCCGUAUAUUAAACAAGGCCGAAAAUAUCUGUUAAACUAAACGUGUACGCCUUGGUCGAAAUGGCCGUCAUUGUUAGUGUCGCGAGCGUCCAGCGAGAGCGCUGUAUAACAGACUCAGAGCGGCCCGAGGUGCUCUAUUACUGAACACACCAUCAGCAUAGGCCAAGCCCACUGUGUAUCAUACAAACAAAACAUAUGCAUAAAUAUGAUAAUGAUGAUAUAACAGUAAUGAAUUUAAUUAAACAAACACCAGUUAUUGAAGAAUAAUUUUAACUCAAAUUAACAUUCCGGAUACGUUCACCGAAGGACAGUUGGAAAUAUGGUGUCCAAAAACAGCAGCGGAAAAAACGAGCAGCGUUUCGAAAACCGCGAAGAACGAGUGGGUACAGCUGAAUUGUCAUUGUGAUUGGCCCCGCCUAUCGAAUUAUUGAUAUGGUGUUUGGAUGGGGAUUGGUAAAAAGCGGGCCGCCACGUCCCUGUAUAGAAUAAAUAUGAGUAAGUGAGUUAUGAAACAUAUAAUUGUAUGAGAUAAUAU